GCGGCGGGAGUCCUGGGGGUCGUCAUGGUUCUGGUCCUGGUCAUCCUCAUCCCGGUGCUUGUCAACUCAGCUGGAACGGCGGCGCACUACGAGAUGCUCGGUACCUGCAGGAUGGUGUGUGACCCCUACGGCACCAAAUCCCCGACCAGCACCGCCACCGCGGACACGGUCCGAGACAACAGCCUCGUCCAGUCUUUACCCACUUUUAUCCAAGGUCCGAAAGGGGAACCCGGUCGUCCGGGGAAAGCGGGUCCCAGGGGUCCUCCUGGCGAGCCGGGACCGCCUGGUCCAGCGGGGCCACCCGGGGAGAAAGGAGAACCGGGCCGACCUGGUCUACCGGGCCCUCCAGGACCCAAUGCCGCCGGAGCCAUCAGCGCCGCCACCUAUAGCACCGUGCCCAAAAUCGCCUUUUACGCAGGGCUUAAAAAGCAACAUGAAGGCUACGAGGUGCUCAAAUUCGACGACGUGGUGACCAACCUGGGAAACCACUAUGAUCCGACCACGGGAAAGUUCACUUGCUCCAUCCCCGGGAUUUAUUUCUUCACCUACCACGUCCUGAUGCGCGGAGGGGACGGCACCAGCAUGUGGGCUGAUCUCUGCAAAAACAACCAGGUGCGUGCCAGUGCCAUCGCCCAGGACGCUGACCAGAACUACGACUAUGCCAGCAACAGCGCUGUGCUGCAUCUGGAGCCAGGAGACGAGGUCUACAUUAAGCUCGACGGAGGCAAAGCGCACGGCGGCAAUAACAACAAGUACAGCACCUUCUCUGGAUUCAUCAUCUACGCCGACUAG
This is a messenger RNA of Myripristis murdjan (pinecone soldierfish), 792 nucleotides long. RefSeq names its product complement component 1, q subcomponent-like 3a (gene c1ql3a). The record is from RefSeq and is a predicted model, not a curated record. Lineage: Eukaryota; Metazoa; Chordata; Actinopteri; Holocentriformes; Holocentridae. Gene Ontology annotation, molecular function: protein binding. The transcript has 2 exons. The coding region runs from base 25 to 792 and encodes 255 amino acids.